Molecule: messenger RNA, 1537 nt
Organism: Psammomys obesus (fat sand rat)
Lineage: Eukaryota; Metazoa; Chordata; Mammalia; Rodentia; Muridae
Gene: Prrg2
Product: proline rich and Gla domain 2
Exons: 8
Coding region: 247-942 (231 amino acids)
Cellular component (GO): extracellular region
Molecular function (GO): calcium ion binding
Source: RefSeq, a predicted model, not a curated record
CCCUCCCAAAGCAGGUAAUCAGUAGCCCCGCCCCCUGCCAUUAGCCGGAUCGGGCCUAGUUACUGAACUGGAGCACCCCUCCUCCCUCUCCCCUCCCCUCUUCCCCACCCCUUCGUACAGCGGGCUCCUGCUGGCCCAGAGGGUCUUCAUUAAAGGAGAGGCAGGGUGUCUGGGCAGAGUCCAGGCAGGAAGUCCUUGCCUCGUACCUCUACUCAGGCAUUUGUCAUCUAGGAGUCUGCAUAAAAUAUGAGGGGCCAUCCUUCCCUGCUCUUAGUCUACGUGGGAUUGGCCAACUGUCUGGAUACCUUACCUCACAGAGAGCAAAAGCAAGUUCCUGACAUCUUCCUGGAUCCCCCGAAGGCCCAGAGUCUCCUAGUUUACCACAGGCGUUUUCCCCGAGCGAACCACUGGGACCUGGAGUUGCUGACCCCUGGGAACCUGGAACGGGAGUGUAUAGAGGAGAGGUGCUCCUGGGAGGAGGCCCGAGAGUGCUUCGAGGACAACACACUGACGGAACGCUUCUGGGAAGGCUAUAAGUACAAUGGCAAGGGAGGGUCUCACCGACUUACUCAGGCUGACCUUGAAUUCACUAUCAGACUUCCAACAUGCAAUCCUCCAGCCUCAGCCUUCCAAGUAGCUGGGAUGACAGGGCGUGGACGCGUGGACGUUGCAGGGCUGGCAGUGGGGCUGACCUCUGGGAUCCUGCUCAUCGUGUUGACUGGCUUGGGAGCCUUUUGGUAUCUACAGUACCGACAGCGGCGUCACCUCAGAGCCCAGGAGUCCUGUCUGCCUGAGACCGGGCUCAUCAUCCCUCUGAGCCCCCCGACGCCCCAGUCCCCACCCUCACCUCCAGGCCUCCCUACCUACGAACAGGCAUUGGCAGCCACUGGGGUGCACGACGCCCCUCCGCCCCCUUACUCCAGCCUCCGAAGGCCUCACUGAAGACCUGCUGCGAGCGCGGGCUCCCCGAACUGUGCCCCUGAUUCAUAGCGGAUUCCGGAAGUCGCCAGCUUCUUCGACGACGGCGCUUCAGUGUGUCCGUGGGGAGUCAGGGUCGUCGGACCCUAGGUCUACCAUGACACACGUGUUUCCGCCGGGCACGGAUACGCGCAAGUCCCUGACCGUCCCAUUGCCGAACCGGUGCCCCUGCCCCUCGCGCGACCCCCCACCUCUCCUGAGCAGCGUCCCUGCCUCGGAGUGGGCAAGACUCUUGGGAAACUCGGACCAGACUUGACUCGACCGUGUCCCCACCGGUGCGGCGGGGCGCGUACACGCAGGGAACCGUGCACACGCCCGACUUGGUGUAUUUUCCUACUCGGGCACAUGGGCGGUUCGUAAUCCAGCAUAAAGGUGGGGGGCGCAUUUGCAGUGUGCUGUAAGAGGGGUGUUGCGUUUGUGCUCACCUGGGGAAAGGAGUUGAGCUGAGCUGCCCUCUACCUAAAGAAACCUCUGGAAAAGGAAGGGGGGGAAGGACCUCCCCACACAAAAAAUUCAAAAUUGAAACAGUGCGAGAAAAAUAAAAAUGCAAACGAACUGA